UAACAAAAAAUCACCAAUGCGUGAUGGAAGCAAAACCUCAUAUAACAUUCCCCAUGAAGCAAGCAUCCCUCCUCUGAGCUAUGAACAAACCUUCGACAUUUUCUUUCUCUUUUCAGCUUAUGUUUUUUUCCCUCUCUUUUCCUUUCUAAUUCUUCCUUUUCUGACUAGAGAGCCAUGUACCCUUCAUCUUCGUCUCAACAACCCGUGGGCCAAACAGGAUUAACCCGUUACGGCUCAGCCCCGGGUUCCCUUCUUACCACCGCCGUUAAUUCCGUUAUAGGAGCUGGUUCUAACCUCGUCAGCCACUACUUCUCCGCUCACUCAUCGUCAUUAACAUCGGAGUCAACUUGUAAAGUCAGCUCAUCCAACCACCCACAAGAGCCUAAAUCUGCUGCUCCUCCUCCCCAUGGAUCUUACCCUGCACCUUCUUCUUCCUCUUUGCUCAGACAACGUAGCUCUCCCGCUGGUUUCCUACACCUCUCAACCGAAAACGGUUUUUCUGUUACAAGGGGCACCAGAAAUUAUAGCUCUCAAGGUGCUAAUCGUGGCCAUGGAGUGUCAAGAUUGAAGUCUCAAUUGAGCUUCACAAGACAAGAUUCUCUUUCUCAGAUAUCUGAAGUCAGUGAGGAUCUUGUUGAUGGUGUUAGCUCUAGCAGUAACCAUCAAAAUGCUGCACAUCCAUUUGCUGCUGCUGGCUUUGGAAUGGAUUCCUGGGAUCAUACAAAUUCCAUUGUGUUUUCUGCCCCACCAUGCAAGAGGGCUAAAAAUAUUGAUGGCGAUAGUUAUAACUGUCUAAAAGCCUUGGAAACUCAGGUUAGUAUGCCACAAACGACACUUGAGAUGGCUACAGUGGAAAAGCUGCUACAUAUUCCUGAACAUUCUGUGCCCUGUAAAAUCCGAGCCAAGCGUGGCUGUGCUACUCACCCUAGAAGCAUUGCUGAAAGAGAGAGAAGAACAAGAAUAAGUGGGAAGCUGAAGAAAUUAGAACAGCUUGUUCCUAACAUGGAUAAGCAAACGAGCUAUGCAGACAUGCUUGACUUGGCUGUGCAGCAUAUUAAACGCCUUCAAAAUGAUGUUCAGGAACUCCACAAAGAACUCGAAAGUUGUACGUGCGGCUGCAAACAUGGCUCAUGAUGCUUGAUGGCUAUGUCUAAGGAGCCCAGC
Molecule: messenger RNA, 1164 nt
Organism: Durio zibethinus
Lineage: Eukaryota; Viridiplantae; Streptophyta; Magnoliopsida; Malvales; Malvaceae
Source: RefSeq, a predicted model, not a curated record